UUCCCCUCCCACGCGCGACGCAAUCGCCGCCGAGGAAUUGCGAGCUAGGGUUUUCGAGGCGGCGGCGGAGGGGGGCCCCCAUGGCCUCGCCGGCGGCGGAGGGGGAGGCGGAGGGGGAGGGGGCGAUGGCGGUGAGCGCCGGGUUCGCGGAGCUGGAGCGGCAGCAGCAGCUGCUGGCGAGCUGCACGAGGCUGUACAGGCAGCUGGAGGAGCACUUCUCGUCGCUGGAGCGCGGGCUGGCGGCGCGGUCGGACUCGCUCAGGCACAAGCGGCGCGCGGCGGAGGCGCGGGCGUCGCGGGGCAUGGAGGCGCUCCGGCGCCGGGAGGAGUCCAUCGAGGGGUCGGUCUCCCGCGCGCUCGAGCGCCUGGAGGACGGGCUCGCCGCCGCGGCCGCCGCUGAAGCGGCGGCGCCGCCCGAGGAGGCGGCCGGGGUCGCCGAGAGCCUGAGGGCGCUGUGCGCCAGGAUGGACUCCGCGGGGUUCUUCGGGUUCGUGGUCGCGCGGCGGAAGGAGGUGGACGCGCUGCGGGUGGAGAUGCCCCCCGCGCUCAAGCGCUGCGUGGAUCCGGCCAAGUUCGUCAUGGACGCCGUCGCCGACGUGUUCCCGGUGGACCGCCGCGAGGUGAAGAACCCCACCGACCUGGCCUGGGCGUGCGUGCUCAUCCUGGAGGCGGCGGUGCCGGCGCUGGCCGACCCGGACCCGGAGAUUGGGGCGGCCAGGCCACUGGUGCCGCGGGCGGCGCGUGAGCGCGCGCGCGAGAUGGCGAGGGAGUGGAAGGAGGCGGCGGAGCGCAAGGGUGGAGUGGAGUGGACCAAGCCGCCGGACGCCCACGCCUUCCUGCAGCACGUGGCGACCUUCGCCGUGGCGGAGAGGGAGGACCGGGGGCUUUACCGCAGGAUCGUGGUCAGCUUCUCCUGGCGCCGACAAAUGCCGCGCCUCGCGCUCACCCUCGGCCUUGAAGAAGACAUGGCUGAUAUUGUUGGGGAACUAAUUGCUAAGGGACAGCAGCUUGAUGCUGUGAAUUUUGCAUAUGAGGCUGGUCUUCAGGAGAAGUUCCCCCCAGUUCCUCUCUUGAAGUCCUACCUGGAGGAUGCAAAGAAGACAUCAUACACUGUUUCAGAUAAUUCAAGCACUAGCAGUGGCCAAUCUGGGAGCAAUGCAAACAAGAAAGAGCAAUCUGCGCUGAGGGCUGUUAUAAAGUGCAUUGAGGACCGCAAACUGGAAACUGAGUAUCCACUGGAGGAUCUUCAGAGGCAGCUUGAAGAAUUGGAGAAGGCCAAGACUAAGAAAAAAGCAACUUCAAGUGCGUCCAGUGGCGGUAGCAGUGGCCCUGCCACCAAGCGCAUCAGGGCAAGCAAUGGAGGCCCGAUGCCUCCUGCGAGGGCAGGUCAUCUCACUAACAAUGCUUGUGUGUCUUCUACCCCAGCUGCCACCACCUUUGUCCGCUCCCCCUCUCACACAUCAUACGCCACAGCCUCCCCAAAUCCUUAUGAUAGGCCAGUUGGUCAUGGCCUCUACUAUAACCAAAGCCCACCAAUGAUCAGGGAGCCAUACGUCUACCCAGCCAAGGAGGUAACCAAUUUUGCCCCAGGUCUGCCAUACUCUUCCCCUCCCAUGAGCUAUCCCCACGCCUACGGUGGAUACAGCAAUGGAAUGGGAGCUUACAACAAUGGAAUGGCACCUGCCUUCCACCAGGCUUACUACCGGUAGGAUCAGUCAGGAAAGUCGCUGAUGAAUGACAUGACAAUAACUGAUGAUUCGACGACAACUCAAUCCGCACAAUGGCUCUAUUUUGUAGUGACUGACUACAAACGGUAGGUUGGGUAUUUCAUCUUAUCUGCACUUACUAAGUUACCACUACUACUAGAUGCACUCUGCAUUGUGUUAGGUUAUCUCAUGCCUAGAAUCACUACUUUGUACUACUAAGGAACCUGGAUGUAAAUUAUGUAUGCUAUCAUUCAGACUGUACUACUGCAUUAUGUAAUUCUGUUCAGAAACAAUGAAAAAUCGCCCCCCACCCCCCCCCCCCCCGCCCCCAAAAAAAAAUAAAUCAUGUAAUUCGCCAGCACUUGAUGGACCACUUAAUCAAAAGACAAUUCUCAGUUUAGCUA
Oryza brachyantha (malo sina) is the source of this 2110-nucleotide messenger RNA. RefSeq names its product FRIGIDA-like protein 4a. Bases 81 to 1709 code for a protein of 542 amino acids. Lineage: Eukaryota; Viridiplantae; Streptophyta; Magnoliopsida; Poales; Poaceae. The transcript has 3 exons. The record is from RefSeq and is a predicted model, not a curated record.